Molecule: messenger RNA, 948 nt
Organism: Colletotrichum orchidophilum
Lineage: Eukaryota; Fungi; Ascomycota; Sordariomycetes; Glomerellales; Glomerellaceae
Exons: 4
Coding region: 1-948 (315 amino acids)
Source: RefSeq, a predicted model, not a curated record
AUGCAGAAUCGUGCUCACGCAGAUGUGCGUAAGCAGAAUACCGCCCAAGCAGACAUGCGUACGCAGGACAGUGCCCAAGCUGAUGUGCGUACGCGGAACCGCGCCCGAGCAAACGUGCAUUUGCAGAGGGUCCUGCGGGACAUCACUGUGCCUUUGGCCGAGAACCUCUCCACUUACGGCGGAAGCGACCUGGAGUGCCUGAUUGAGAGCGUCAAUCAAGGAUGGACACUCUCCCCGUUCAUCACUGUCGAACUAUUUCGGCUGUCGAAUGCGAGAAACCCUCAUUCCUCGUCUCGCGCGAUCAUCGACUCGUCGGAAUUUUCUGUCACUUCACAAGGAUUUGAUCGUCCAUGGAGUUUUAGUGUCAUCCACUCCCGCAGUUAUAUCGACCCUGUUCUGGCGGCCGCUAAGCAGGACGAGGAACCGGGCAAUUCGAGCGAACGAAUGCCAACUCCCCAGACGCUCCGUUCACGGCCUCGGCAUCAGCAGAGAAGGCGAGGUGGUCUCAGCGCUGGGAUUCGCGCAACUCUGCAGACAACGCUUACCUCUCACGAUGUCAACGCCAAACCGCUCGCUGCCCGGCUGGGUGAACCCGAGCGCCCUUCGUUGUUGAGUGGGUCCGCAGCCGCGCCCCAGUCACCUCCACCAUCUGGCUCGAGCCACCCUGGAGCAAUUCGGUCUAUCCUGUUCACCGAUCAUGAGCAGUUCCAAGCUCUAUCGCCCGAGAUUCAGCCGAAGGUCUUGGCGGCAUGCGCGUGGCUCUUGCUCUCUGAGGAAACACAGGGAAGACUCAAUCUGAAGCGACGCGCAAAGCAGGCCGAAGUUCACGCAAGGCAAGCCGAGACUAGCGGGUUGGCCACGGCCGUACGUUCAAUGGAGGAUGGCGACAGGAAGGCUAUUGAAUUCCUGCAGAGCGUUUUGCUGAGUGAUGACGACGAGCGCGACUGA